AUGCUUUUGUCUAAGUUUUACACCCUUAGCGUAUUAGCUUCCCAGGCUAUUGCACUUAACCCGUUUGCUUUUGAAAACACCCAAAAUGUUGUUUCUAUGGUCCAAUAUUCGCAGGACUCAGCAUUCUCCAAAUUGCAAGACUAUGUGGUAGAUAAAAAAUACUCCUUGCUCAAGUUGCACCGUAAUUUGGUGGAGCACCAGUCUAUCAGUAGCCACGAACUUGAAGUGUCUCAAUGGCUCGGUUCGUACCUUCAAAAUGCCGGUUUCACUGUGGAAUUGCAGAAGGUGGAAGGUCCAGAAAGAUAUAAUGUCUAUGCCUACUUGGGCUCCCAAAGAAAUACUUCCGUCGUGGUAACUUCCCAUAUCGAUACUGUGCCACCAUUUAUUCCUUACCUGGUGCACGGAACCGACAUUCGUGGCAGAGGAACCUGCGAUGCCAAAGGGUCUGUGGCUGCUCAGAUUAUCGCUGUUCUCGACCUUAUCAGCGAGGGGAAAAUUAAAGAAGGAGAAGUAUCGCUUUUGUUUGUUGUCGGAGAAGAGACCUCUGGUCCUGGUAUGCGUGCAGCCAGCCUGGAUCUCGGAGUGAAAUGGGACAUUGCUAUCUUUGGUGAGCCUACUGAGAAUAAGUUGGCAAUUGGUCACAAGGGCAUUGUUCUUUUCGACGUCGAGGUUUUGGGCCAUGCCUCUCACUCAGGAUAUCCAGAACUUGGUAUUUCUGCCACGGAGAUUCUUGUUCCUAUCUUGUACAAGUUGCAAACGUUGGACUUGCCGAAGUCUGACCUUUUGGGCCCUUCCACCAUCAACAUCGGCAAGAUCGAGGCUGGUGUGGCUGCCAACGUGGUUCCUGCUUACGGCAAAGCAACUGUGGCUAUCCGUGUGGCAGAUGAUCUCAAAAAAGUCUUAAGUUUGAUCCACUCAGUGGUUGAUGACAUUGAACAUGUUCAGCCUGUCAACGCUUACGGUCUGCACCCACAAUUCUUGGACUACGAUGUACCAGGUUUUGACUCAAUCGUUGUCGCAUAUACGACGGAUAUUCCUAACCUCACUAUUCCUUUGAAGAAGAGAUUUUUGUAUGGUCCAGGAUCUAUCCAUGUUGCUCAUGGAGACAACGAAUUUGUGUCCAAUGAGGAUCUUUUGGAUUCCGUUCAGGGCUACAAGAAGCUUGUUCUCCACUCACUUUCGUUAUAA
This is a messenger RNA of Sungouiella intermedia, 1188 nucleotides long. NCBI's taxonomy places the organism in Eukaryota, Fungi, Ascomycota, Pichiomycetes, Serinales, Metschnikowiaceae. The record is from the annotation of a GenBank genome assembly.